Molecule: messenger RNA, 759 nt
Organism: Physella acuta
Lineage: Eukaryota; Metazoa; Mollusca; Gastropoda; Physidae
Product: putative L-type amino acid transporter 1-like protein MLAS
Biological process (GO): amino acid transmembrane transport
Cellular component (GO): membrane
Molecular function (GO): L-amino acid transmembrane transporter activity
Source: RefSeq, a predicted model, not a curated record
UUAAGAAACUUCACAACAUAAUAUAAACUCGUAUUUGACCUGUAAAAAUGUCUAAAAGAAAAUCUGGCUUGUUCGGUGGCAGAAACUCUAAGUUACCCAUUUCAAUGACGUCAUACUCAGGAAAAGACAAUCCCGGCUUCACCCAUAACGAAGAUGGCGUCUCGAACAAUUCCACUUCCGUUGAACCUAUAUCCAUCAUAUCCAUCCACCCUACUCUAACAAAUGGGGCGAAAGUUGAUUCAGGGGCGUACAGUGGCGCCACAAAUGGGGUUCUGCCUUCAGGGGACGACACUGGGCCCGUAUCGAACGGUUCUACGCAUCCAAUUCAGAAACAGACAUCAGCGGUGGAGAUGAAGAGAUCUAUAAACCUGCUCCACUGUACCGCCAUCAUGGUGGCCGUCACAGGCCACUCUUCUGUUUUUAUCUCCCCUUCCUCCAUCCUGGCCCAAACUGGAUCCGUCGGCUCAUCCUUAAUCGUCUGGCUCAUCGGUGGGCUCAUUAAUUUAGGACUGGCCCUGUGCUUCGCGGAACUGGGGACCAUGUUCCCGAAAGCCGGGGGCCCUUACUCGUACGCCAUGAAAAGUUUUGGGCCCCUGAUGGGCUUUCUGAUGAUGUGGGGCUACACCGUGUUGAUAGCAGGACCGUUCUGGGCUUUCCUGGCCUACACGGCGGCUCUGUACAUCGUUAAACCUGCUUUCCCAGACUGUACUGGCGAUGACGUCAAAAAGGCGGUUAACAUUCUAGCUGGAUGGAUCAUGA